Ectocarpus siliculosus is the source of this 594-nucleotide messenger RNA. The record is from the annotation of a GenBank genome assembly. Lineage: Eukaryota; Phaeophyceae; Ectocarpales; Ectocarpaceae.
AUGUCUGUCUUCAUGAUCGUGGGAAGGAACGAGCCUCUCUACGAGGCGGAUCUCGGCUCUGGCGGCGGCGGGAACAGCAGCACCGCAGGGAGGUCUUCCGAGGAAUCGGCGCACCUCAACCAGUUCAUCGUGCACUCAGCGCUGGACAUGGUGGAAAGAAAGCAGUGGUCAACCCCGGCAACUUCUGCAUGAUCCAACUGCAAGCUCGACCGGUACAUGUAGAUGGGUUGAACGUGGCUAGUUCGUCCUCGGUCAUCUGCAGCAGACGAGUCAAGAAGAGGACCAUUGCAGUGUGGGAGCAUCCCCCGCUUAUGCCGGCAGGACACUCGCACAAAGCGGCGACCACACCAAGGGCGACGAGGGGCGGUCUCGGCCAUUGCCCAGAUUCUACCCCGUGCCCCUCCUCCUCCGCUGCUGAGGGAUGAGCGUUCUCGUCCAACGCCUCCACCCGCAAUUGUAUGCGGACCUCGUACGUUUUCGUAUCCGAGAAGGAGGCACCGGCGCUGACCAGAAGCGAGCGUGGACGGAGGGAAGAUGGCGUGAGGUACAAUCGACGAGGCAAGAUCGUAUUUACGUCAGAAGCAUGAAAAAAAA